This is a messenger RNA of Uloborus diversus, 640 nucleotides long. RefSeq lists its product as uncharacterized. The coding region runs from base 38 to 550 and encodes 170 amino acids. Lineage: Eukaryota; Metazoa; Arthropoda; Arachnida; Araneae; Uloboridae. The record is from RefSeq and is a predicted model, not a curated record. The transcript has 3 exons.
CAUUAAAAGCCUGGACUGCCUUCAUAAACAUCACGAAAUGUGCCCCGAGGCUCCGGGAGCACCACUCAACCCAGAACAAAACGAGGAUGUCAAUUCAUUGAUACGAGACAUUUGCAACAGAGACUCCCUCUUGCAUAAAGUUCUAUCCAAAAGUGCGGGAUGUAUCAAGUCGACUGUCCUAAAUAUGAGAGAAGCUAUCUUUGCACCUCGACUUCAACUUCGCCAAGCUUAUAUCAGAUACAGAGAGUCAGCUGGUGAAUCAACAGAGCUUGAAACUAUGCCUAUAGAAGAAAAAAAUCGUUUUUAUUGUCUGAAUCAUUUUCAAGAUAUCUCAUUGAUGUUGGCGACGGUUGAGGACAAAUGCGGAACGAUGGCUAAAUCAGCAGUUCGCGAAGUGGUCAUCCGGUCGAAAUUCCUGCAAGCACAGAAGUGCACCAAGGAACUUGUUCGCAUCUUGCAGAGUUUGGUGGAUAGCCUGGAGCUGUCCACAGAAAUGAGGAGUCGGAUGAGCGAAUUGAUGACUUCGUUUGUUUCUUGGGAAGAUAAUUGAUUUAUUAUUCCAAUGGCUCAGGUUCGCUAGUGUGGUGUAUCUUUAUCAAACAUUUCUUUGUAAUGCUUGUAAUAAAAUACUUUAACAAUA